Molecule: messenger RNA, 599 nt
Organism: Rubroshorea leprosula
Lineage: Eukaryota; Viridiplantae; Streptophyta; Magnoliopsida; Malvales; Dipterocarpaceae
Source: the annotation of a GenBank genome assembly
UCAAUAAAGCUUUCUUUGAGAAUAUGCAAUAUGAGUAUCAGAAUUGUAGCUGGAGGAAGAAAGGGGAUCAAGCAAUGGAAUAGCAAAGUGAUGAAGAAGAAGGUGAUGGAGAUCAAGAAAUGGCAAAACAAGGGGAAGAAGAACAUGGAGCUACACACCGACUUUUAUGGUUUCCGGACAGAAAUGAGAGGAAGAAUGAAUAACGUGGAAGGAAAGCUUGAUCGGCUUGUUAACCAUUUUUUUCCUCCACCCCCACCUGAUGCCACCUAACUUGAUAUUUCUUUAGUUUGGCUAAUCUUUAGGAUGGACAUCUUAGGGUUAUGCAUUUUAUGUUUUUAUUUGACUAUGGAUAUGUCUUGAACCUUUUUAUCUUUUUUUAUGAAUGGAAAUGGCAUCACUUGUGUUAUCAUGCUUUGUGAAUGGUUGGUUAUGAUUUUGAUGAUUAUAUGCUCUUAUUGAGGGGGAGUUUAUUGGUUGAUGAUUGUAUUCAUGAUUUUGGUUGUCUAUGGUGCUAUAUUGAUAAUGAUUGAUGAUUAUAUUCAUUACAUAUUCUUGAUGCUUUAAAGGUUGAUAGCAUGAAUUAAAUGGGAGUUUAUUGC